AUGGCGGGCUGGUGGCGGGCGCUUCCACGCGCGGCCCGGCGCUACCCGUGGCCCACCAACGUGCUGCUGUACGCCGGGCUCUUCUCGGCCGGCGAUGCGCUGCAGCAGCAGCUGCGGAGCGGCCCGGCCGACUGGCGCCAGACGCGGCGCGUGGCCACCCUGGCCGUGAUCUUCCACGGCAACUUCAACUACGUGUGGCUGCGCCUGCUGGAGCGCGCGCUGCCGGGACGCGCACCGCGCACCGUCCUGGCCAAGGUGCUGUGCGACCAGACGGUCGGAGGGCCCAUCGUGCUCUCAGCCUUCUAUGCUGGUAUGAGCAUUCUCGAGGGAAAGGAUGACAUAUUUUUGGACCUAAAACUGAAAUUCUGGAAUACAUAUAAGAUACUGGGCUCGUCCUCAGUGAGAGAACUGGAGAUUGGGACCCUCUGA
Molecule: messenger RNA, 429 nt
Organism: Castor canadensis (American beaver)
Lineage: Eukaryota; Metazoa; Chordata; Mammalia; Rodentia; Castoridae
Source: RefSeq, a predicted model, not a curated record